AUUAAUGAAAGGGAAGGCUUAUCUCAUCUCAUUCCGCGGAUAUUUAAACAAAAAAAAAAAAAAAAAUCAUAGCUCAACUCUCUGAGGGUGCCGUCUUCGCAACCCUAAUAAACUCGCAAAUGAUAAAAAGAUGGGGAUUUGCAGCUCCUUUGGGCCUAGCACAGUAGCCACCGCGAAACUAAUCCUUGAAGAUGGCCGGCUCGAGGAAUUCCGCGUCCCAGUUAGGGUUUCACAGAUAUUACAAAGAAACCCUAGCUGUUUCAUUUGCAACGCAGAUGAUUUGGACUUUGAUGACCAUGUUUCAGCCAUUAAUGACGAUGAAAAGCUUGAGUUGGGUCAGCUUUACUUCGAGUUGCCAGUUAGCUGGUUGGACACUCCCAUUAAGGCUCAAGAAAUGGCAGCCUUGGCUGUCAAGGCAAGUUUGGCUGUAAAGAUGGUUGGUGGUAGAGAUGGUUGUUGUUGGUUUCGGCUGAGGAGUGUGGAUCUGGUGGAGUUGAAUACAAAGAAACCUGUGGAGGAUAGCCCAUUGAUGACAAUUGGGGGCCGCGUUGGUAGUGGUUAUAGUGGAGGACUGGUGGCAAGGAGGAGGAGGGGGGGUGGUGGCGGUGGCAGAGUAAGGAAAUUUAACAAUAAGCUGAGUGCUAUUUUAGAAGAGUGAUAAGAUUGAUACAUUUUCACAUGUGAAUUAAUUAGAGGUUUGUUAGCUAAGUUGUUUCUCUUUUCUUUGUAAAAAGUUCUGGAUCUUUUCACUUUUCUUCUUAAUUUUGUCUAUAUAUUGAAUCCAUUUGAUCUCUCCCUGCAACAUAAAA
Messenger RNA from Hevea brasiliensis (rubber tree), 809 nucleotides. RefSeq lists its product as uncharacterized. The coding region runs from base 131 to 658 and encodes 175 amino acids. The record is from RefSeq and is a predicted model, not a curated record. Lineage: Eukaryota; Viridiplantae; Streptophyta; Magnoliopsida; Malpighiales; Euphorbiaceae. The transcript has a single exon.